ACAGAGCACAGGAUGAAAGGCACUAUAGAAAGGCUUCGUACAAAGGUUGAGUAUUUGUCCAACACAAACAUGUCACUCAAGCAGCAGCUGUCCAUGAUGCACACGUCCAGUUUGAAACGUCUAACCAACGACAGCGAGAACCAGUCCAUUUUGCAAGAGUUACUGCAACACAUGUCUGAGGAGCACACCCAGCUGCUGCACCACCAUCUAGCACAGCUACGGCUGUACACUCAGGCCUGCGCAUUAUCCAAAUCAGCCCCCGAGGAAUCUGCAGCUGAAUCUACAGUCUUGGUACCAGACCUGGCUGACCAAUCACAGGACAUCUCACACAUGGCCAUGAUGUCGUCCUCGGAGGGCACCCUUGGGAACAUGGAGCAGACAGUCGUCAUGACGAUAACGUCUGAGGAGGAUUCGGAGCCGCUCGGCAACAUCGUGGAUAACCCCGGAGAUACUGUGGGACAUGACUCCUUGACUUUGGAUAAGGACGUUCACUUGUCACCAAAUGACAUUCUGUACCAACUGACAAGCGAGGGACUGUCACUAAGACAUGACACCUCUGAGUCGGGUCACGUUUAUCAAUCAGGUAGAACUCAUUCACAUCACAACACAGGCUGUGAUGUCACUCAACAGGAUUUUCACAAGAACAAAAGUUUGAAAUUGGUUCUUUCCAACAGCACGCCAUAAAUAUUCUGCCCCGAUGGCUUUGACAAGAGAACGUUUGAAGACAACAUCUCAACUGAGGGACCACCAUUAAAAUGAGGGAAAACUAACAGCCUGAAAGCCACUUAACUAAAUAAAACCUGACAUAUGUUGUAAACAGUGUACACUCAGUGUUGUCUUAGGGCUUAGUUGGGGGGGGGGGGAGUUG
This is a messenger RNA of Patiria miniata (bat star), 868 nucleotides long. RefSeq lists its product as uncharacterized. The transcript has 2 exons. Lineage: Eukaryota; Metazoa; Echinodermata; Asteroidea; Valvatida; Asterinidae. The coding region runs from base 13 to 684 and encodes 223 amino acids. The record is from RefSeq and is a predicted model, not a curated record.